This is a messenger RNA of Aureobasidium pullulans EXF-150, 654 nucleotides long. RefSeq lists its product as uncharacterized. NCBI's taxonomy places the organism in Eukaryota, Fungi, Ascomycota, Dothideomycetes, Dothideales, Saccotheciaceae. The record is from RefSeq and is a predicted model, not a curated record. Bases 1 to 654 code for a protein of 217 amino acids. The transcript is spliced from 2 exons.
AUGUUUCGCUUACUCAACCAUAUCGCCCUCCUAGGCCUUCUUUCCAGCACUGCACAUGCAGCAGCUUGUACUCGCUGCCCAAUCUCAAUCACCUACACCACACCAGCUGGCUGUCCGGCCAUCAACUGCCUUGAGCCAACCUGUACCGUAACAACCACAACAUCCAUUCCCACCUCCUACUGCGCCACAAAGACCCGCACAGCAUGUGUACGCUCCUGCGCGCCUUGCUAUACCGAAACCAUAACCGUCGAAGACGACCCUGUCAUGGUCCAACCGACCAUUGCUCCCGAGCCCAGCACAGAGCAGCCCAUCGCAGACCCCGAACCCACUAUCAUAAAACCAACCAUCAACCCAGGCGGUCCCAUCAUCCUCCCUACCUCUGAGCCUUCUCCUACCAAUGUCCCAGGUCAAUGUGCUCCAUACACUGUCACAACCACGGCAAUCAAUCCGGCAUGCACAUUCGACACUUCAGAAUGCAUAAGACCGCUUUGUGUAUUCGAGACUACGACUACGGUGCCAAGCUGUGGUGAGGCGGUCACGCAGACGGAAGUUGCGGUUUGUGAGACCGAGUGUCCGGCUGGUUGUGCUUCUUUUACUUAUACUGCUACGUCUGGAGCUGAGGUUGUGGCAACCCCCAUUGCUACUUUGGAUUGA